UCGGCGUGGGGGCGACUGGUGCGGGCCGGGGCGUGCGGUCAGGGGGCUGAGCGUUUCGCGGCCGCGCGAGUCGUCUCUCGCCAGUGACUUCUGAUGUCCCAGCAAAUGGUGUUGUCCCCAGCGGUGCUGAAAAGAUACUCCCAAGGGCCCAGCAGUGAUAGCCACAACUAAUGCAGACUUGGUAGCACUCUGCUGGGAAGACCUUGAACAGGAGUGAUGCCUCCAGGCAGGUGGUACGCUGUCCAUCCAGCUCAGGCCAAGGCUUCCAGGGAGCGAGGACGCCUUCAGAUGAUAAAGAAGGAAGAAGAGGAUGAAAGCUACACUUCAGUGCCGGCUGCCAGACCACAGACACUCAACCGACCUGGCCAGGAGCUGUUCCGCCAGCUCUUCAGGCAGCUUCGCUACCACGAGUCUUCUGGGCCUCUGGAGACCCUGAGCCGGCUCCGGGAGCUAUGCCGCUGGUGGCUGAGGCCAGAUGUUCUCUCAAAGGCCCAGAUCCUCGAGCUGCUGGUGCUGGAGCAGUUCCUGAGCAUCCUGCCAGAGGAGCUCCGGACCUGGGUACAGCUGCAUCACCCUGAGAGUGGUGGGGAGGCUGUGGCCUUGCUGGAAGAGCUUCAGAGGGACUUUGAUGAGACACCAUGGAGGGACCCAGCCCCUGCCCAGAGCCCAGAUGUGCAUUGGAUGGGCACAGGAGCCCUGCGAGCCGCACAGAUAUGGCCCCCUGCUUCACCUCUCAGGAGCGGCUCGGCUCUGGGGGACCACCUGCAGCCUCCCUAUGAAAUAGGAGUGCGUGACUUCCUGGCUGGGCAACCCGAUCCUCCUGCUGCAGAGGUGCCUGCCCUUUGCUCGAAGGAGGGAUGCCCAGGCAACCAGGUGACAGCCCAGCCUCAGGGGACUAUGACUUUCAAGGAUGUGGAGGUGACCUUCUCCCAGGAUGAGUGGGGGUUGCUGGAUGCUUCUCAGAGGAACCUGUACAGGGAUGUGAUGCUAGAGAAUUAUGGAAACAUGGCUUCUGUGGUGGGGCCAUUCACCAAGCCUGCCCUCAUCUCCUGGUUGGAGGCAAGGGAACCCUGGGGCCUGAAUGUCCAGGGAGUUCAGCUUAAGGGGAAUCCAGGUACUGCCCCUGCAGGAGAAGAGCUCCAUGUGAAAACAGACAAGUUCAUCUUAAAACCUGAACCUUUGGAAGAAGCAGUAACCUUAGCCACGCCAUCAGAAUGUCAUGGUGCAGCAACUGUUUCUGAGGGACCAGGGCUCAGAGAAUCCGUUGCACAGAAGAGCAGGUUAAAGGAAAGAUGUGGAAACCCCACGCAAGUGAGAGUUAAGAAAGAAGAGACCAAUUCCAGCCAUGGGGCAGGGAAAGACUGUGAAGAUUCAGGAAGAAAUAAUAGUCUUCAUCUAAGACAUAUUACGUAUUUGAGAGGACCCAGAAGAAAGCAGUCCCUUAAACACGGCUAUGGCAAACACUUCAGGGGAAGUUCCUACCACUAUGACUAUAAGGAGUAUGGGAAAGGGCUCAGACGCAUGAUGGGUGGGUUCAGCCUACAUCAGAGAAUUCAUGCUGGACUGAAAGGCAAGGCCAAGGAUGCGCAUGGGAAGGACUUCAGCCUUAGUUCCCAUCACCAGCAUGGGCAGAAUCUUCACGUGGUUGGGACACUGUAUAAGUGCAGCGACUGCGGGAGAACCUUCAGUUGUAGCUCCCACCUUGUAUGUCAUCAGAGACUCCACACUCAAGAGAAGCCGUUUAAAUGCAGGGCAUGUGGGAAAGCCUUCAGGUGGAGCUCGAACCGGGUGCGACAUGAGAAAAUUCACACCAGACUGAAACCGUAUAAGUGCAGUUUAUGUGACAAAGCCUUCCGUCGCAUGUCUGUCUACCGCCUGCACCAGGAAGCCCAUGCUAAGCAGAAAUACCUUGAAUCUACUCAGGAUGAAGAAGCUCUGACCUGUGACUCAGAUUUUGAUCAUCAUUUGAGAGACCAAAGUGGGGAGAGACUCUUUGACUGCAGCCAGUGUAGGAAAUCCUUCCACUGUAAAUCAUACAUUCUUGAACAUCAAAGGAUUCACACCCAGGAGAAACCCUACAAAUGUCCCAAAUGCAGGAAAACAUUUAGGUGGAGGUCCAACUUCACUCGUCACAUGAGACUGCACCAGGAAGAGAAGUUCUAUGACCUGGACAAAUGUAGAGAAGGGUUGAGGCAGACCUCCAACUCCAGCCAGCCGCAGAGCGCCCCCACCAUGGAAAAAGCUCUUGUGUGUCAGCAGUGUGGGAAGACGUUCAUUCGAAAGAAGACUCUCAUCAAUCAUCAGAGAAUUCACACAGCCGAGAAACCAUACCGAUGCCACGAAUGUGCAGAAGAGUUUCCUCACAGGUCGGCCUACAUUGUUCAUAAGAGGCAGCAUGCCACCGAAAGAAAACCUGAGGAUGCACCCUCGUUUAGUCAUGCCAGAGCAUUCCAAGUUCCUCAGACCAGUCCCACCACAGAGGAGCCCUACAAAUGCAGCCAGUGUGGCAAAGUCUUCCGCAGUCAUUCGUUCCUCCUCAUCCAUCAGAGAGUUCACACCAGAGAGAAGCCUUAUAAGUGCAAAGAGUGUGGGAAAUCUUUCAGAUGGAGUUCUAACCUCUCCCGACAUCAGAGGACUCACUCUUUGGGAAAACUGGAUGAGUACUCCGAAAGCGAAGAUGCUCUAAAUCUUCAGUCACAAGUCCUCACCAGUGCAAAACCUUUUCAGUGCCAAGAAUGUGGGAAAAACUUUACACGUAAAAGAAGUCUUUUAGAUCAUGAAGGAAUACACAGUGGAGAGAAGCGCUAUAAAUGUAACCUGUGUGGGAAAUCUUAUGACAGAAAUUAUCGCCUUGUUAAUCAUCAGAGAAUCCACACUAAAGAGAGACCGUUUAAAUGUCAGUGCUGUGGGAAAGAUUUCAUUGGAAAACAUACCCUCUCCAUUCAUCAGAGAAAACACAUCAGAGCAGCUGAGUCUGAAAGUGGUGUGGCUGGGCUGACAUCCCACCGGGAGACAGGGGUAAAGUUACAUGAAUUAAAAUCAGGUGAGGAGAAUCCUCUUGAAGAUGAUGAGAAAACUUGUGAUCAGACAUCUGAACUCCCUGGACUCCAGGACAUACCCACUCGGGGAAAGUGCCACAAAUGUAGCACAUGUGGGAAAACUUUUAGCAAGAGCUCACAGCUCACCAGCCACAAGAGAUUCCAUACACGGGAGAGGCCCUUCAAAUGCAGAGAGUGUGGGAAGACCUUUAGGUGGUCUUCAAACUUGGCUCGGCAUAUGAAAAACCAUACUAGAGAUUAACUUGUGGUCCAACAGUUGGGGCGAGGGAGUCCUGGUUACCCUACUGGAGAACCCCUGAUGGUAGGGGAUGUGGGGCAGGCCUUCACAGAGGGCUCAAUCCUUAUUUGGGAGUUUGUGGCAGAGAAUGCUGAGGAUUCAAAAAUGUAGGGCACCUCCAUCCUACUGCUGGAAAAUGAGAUGCUGGGGAAGAGCCUCAGUGCGUUCCAGGAAGAGGUUUGGGCCCCUCGGAGUGGGCUUCACUCUAUGGCCUGAAGUUUCCCCCCAGCCAGAUUUUCUUCUGUAACUCUGAAGGGAGAGACCAUUGCACUUCGUGGUGGUUCAAUAGAAUGUCCAUGGCAUGGUAGGCUGUGGCUGCUGGGAAGGGUCUAGUUGGAUCCUUAGUUUGCCUUUGAGUGUGACUUAUGAUGGUGUGUAGUCCAUUUGACCUAAAAAGCACCAGCAGCAGCAAGAACUAGUGUCUCCAGAUACCUCCAGGGGAGUUCCGGCUGUGCCUUCGAUCUUCACAGCUGACUUUGGGUAUUUGCUGUGGACAUAACAGUUGUCUCAGCUGCAAG
Budorcas taxicolor (takin) is the source of this 3854-nucleotide messenger RNA. It is a transcript of the gene ZNF445, whose product is annotated as zinc finger protein 445. Lineage: Eukaryota; Metazoa; Chordata; Mammalia; Artiodactyla; Bovidae. Gene Ontology annotation, biological process: regulation of DNA-templated transcription. Bases 217 to 3300 code for a protein of 1027 amino acids. The record is from RefSeq and is a predicted model, not a curated record. The transcript has 7 exons.